AUGCCAUCUUCUACCGAUUCAGAGCACGUUAGCCCUGGCCGAUUGGGGUGCAGGUUGACAUUUGAAUUCUCAGGUACGUCGGUCGGAAAUCGCUUCCUGAAGAGCUCAAUGGGUGAACGCAUGGCGUCUUUCUCCGAAGCUGAUAUUAGCCGUCGUGGGAUUCCUUCUGUCGAGCUUGUCAACUUAUAUAGACACUGGGGAGAAGGAAACAUCGGACUUAUUAUUACCGGUAAUGUUAUGAUCAAUUGUGCGCAUCUUGUAUCAGCAGGGGAUACCAUCAUCCCCGUGGAUGCACCGCUCGAGGGCCUGCGAUUUGACAGGUUCAGUGAUAUUGCGUUAGAAGCAAAACGCCAUGGAUCCCUCGUCAUCGCUCAACUAUGUCACCCUGGUCGGGGGAAUUUUGGGACCGAUUUCGGUAAAUCUCGGCCUGCAACGAAGGAAGAUAUCGAGCAUAUUGUUAAGGGGUUCGCCCAUGCCGCUGCGUAUGCAGAAAGCGCUGGGUUCGACGGCAUCCAGUUGCAAUCAGCUCAUGGACACCUACUAAGCCAAUUCCUGUCACCCAGAACCAACAAGCGACAAGAUUCUUAUGGAGACAACAUGAAGAAUAGAAUGCGACUGAUCUCUGAAAUUCGAGAGCCUAUAUCCGAACAAGUGGCAAAAGAUUUUAUCGUCGGUAUUAAGGUUAACAUUGUUGAAUUCCAGGAGAGCGCCUUCGGAUUUGAAGAGGCUGAUCCACUGAGCAUCGCACUUGAGCAAAAAUGUUUUGAUUUCGUUGAAUUAUCUGGUGGCACUUAUGAGGAUUGGACAAUGCAUCGCAAGCAUAUUGCUUCAAUACAACAGAGUGAGGCGAUAUUCCUCGAGAUCGCAAAAUUGUAUUCAAGGAGGAUGAAUCACACAAGGAUCUAUGUUACCGGACGACUUCGCUCUAUCAGAGGGAUGGUACGUGCAUUGGAUAAAGUAGAUGGUAUAGGCCUAGCACGGCCCCUUUGCCAAGAGCCUCAUCUGUGUUCACAGCUAUUGACCGGAGGUGUAACAUCAGCAUCUGCCAUUAAGAUCGACAUGAAUGACUUUCAUCAUACUUCAGUCACAGCGCUUAUCCAGGUGAAGCAUAUGGGGCGAGGCUUGCAGCCUAUUGAUUUAGGUUCCAAGAAAGAUGUGGACAGGUUAUACAAGGCAAUAAUAGAGCAUGAAAGGACCAGGUUUAGGGUAAGCGCUCCAGUGCCCAUCCUCCGAGGUGAUGCUAAGCCUGUACUAGUACAACUUAAGUGA
Messenger RNA from Aspergillus alliaceus, 1269 nucleotides. RefSeq lists its product as uncharacterized. Bases 1 to 1269 code for a protein of 422 amino acids. Gene Ontology annotation, molecular function: FMN binding; oxidoreductase activity. The transcript is spliced from 3 exons. Lineage: Eukaryota; Fungi; Ascomycota; Eurotiomycetes; Eurotiales; Aspergillaceae. The record is from RefSeq and is a predicted model, not a curated record.